CGGAUUUGAACUCCAACGACGAAGCGGCGAGGAUGAUGCUCAUGGCCGCAUCCAACAACGAGGCCGCUUCCGUGGCGGUCAAGCUCCUGCCGGCGCCGGCGGGCCGGGGCGCCAAGGCCGGCAGCGGCCUCCAUGAGCUCCUCUUCACGCUCCUUGGCCAAGAGCGGGUCGAGUGGGACGCCAAGCUGCGGGCCAAGCUCAAGCUCGCGUUGCUCAAAGACGUCGCCGAGCGCGACCAGACACAGCAAACGAUGGCCGCGCUCCACGAUACGAUCCGCACAUGCUCCGUCGAGAUGGACCGGCUCCGCGCCGAGACCGACAAGAAGAUCGAGCCCGAGAAUUCCAACCAAGUCGAAGAGCUCGGCGAAGAAAAGCCGGAAAUCGAUGUUGCCGACGAGAAUCCGCUUGCACUCGAGCCGAUCGCCUCGAAAGCGGUCAAAGAAGAGGCCCUACGCGCGCCGUCGCCGACCGCGACCCGCCGACCCUCCACGAGCAGCACGUCCCAAGCGCCGACACGCCGCCGGUCGAGCGUACGCCGCAAGUCGCUGACGCUGGUGUCGUGCAAGAGCAGCCCCGGUAAAGUGAGCAUGAGCCCGGGCAAGCACGGGUUUGCCAACCAGCUCGUCUUGGUCAAAGCAAAAAAGUCGUCAACCAUCAAGUCCGGCGACGCGCCGUCGCGGCUCGGCAUCAAGAUUGCGCGCAAGUGGAAGCCGCUUAACAUGAGUCUCUUCUCGUUGCAUCCGAACGCGGCUGCCAUACCCGCCCCCGUGCUCGAGCUCGGGCUGCAACAGAAUGCCAUCAUGCUGCGGCAACUGCGCUACGUCAAGGGCGUCAUGCACGAACUGCCGUGGGCCAAGUCCCGCCUCCGUGACAUGCUCUCGCACUAUACGCAGAAAGACUUGACAAAGGAAGACUUGUUUCCGCAGCUGAGCCACUUGUCCGUGCAAGUCCAAGACGACCUCGACGCCAAGGCCAAGGCCCAGAAGCAUGUGAUCGAAGCCAAGGCCAAGCAGGCGACGACGCUGCAGUUGGCAAAAGGCAUCAUCAACGAGCUGACGAUUGUGAAGUACGGACGUCGCGGCAAGCCCCAUGAGACCAAGCUGUACUACGACGAGACGCACCCAUGCGUACUCUACUGGCAGUCCAAGCAAGGUGAUCGGUCGAGCUCGUUCUUGCCACUCCAUAGCGUCAAGGCCAUUGAAGUCGGCCACGUCACGCAUGUCUUCAAGCGGGCCGCGCGCAAGCACGCCGACUUGGAUCCGUCCCGCUGCUUGAGCCUCGUCACCGAGGAUCGUACGCUGGACCUGCGUCUCCCCAACACCCUCCAGCGCGACUGGCUGCUCAAAGCGCUCCAAGACGCCGUGCAGUACGCUGUCCAGUACCGCGCGACGGCGCCUGCGAAGCGCAGUCAGGGCCCACACCUUCUCACUCCUGCCACGCCCCGCCUCCGGCGCAUGUAGCCUCGUGCAAUUACACUUGAACACAGCAUCGGUGGAUUACAGCAACAA
This is a messenger RNA of Saprolegnia parasitica CBS 223.65, 1508 nucleotides long. RefSeq lists its product as hypothetical. NCBI's taxonomy places the organism in Eukaryota, Oomycota, Saprolegniomycetes, Saprolegniales, Saprolegniaceae. Bases 33 to 1460 code for a protein of 475 amino acids. The transcript is spliced from 3 exons. The record is from RefSeq and is a predicted model, not a curated record.